GGCGGGCUUUUUGAUGAAGGGCCGGCCGUGGGAAAGAUGGCGGUGGCUCUAAGAUCCUUCUGGUGGCAGCGGUGGCGGCGGCGCCCAUGGGCUCGGGAUGAGGCCGGGAUGUUGCUCCUUCUCCUUUUGCUGGGGUCUGGGCCUGGGCCUCGGCAGGUCAGGGCGGGGCAGGCGGUCGAGUACUUGAAACGGGAGCAUUCGCUGUCGAAGCCCUACCAGGGUGUGGGCACCAGCAGUUCCUCGAUGUGGAAUCUGAUGGGCAAUGCCAUGGUGAUGACUCAGUAUAUCCGCCUCACUCCAGAUAUGCAAAGUAAACAGGGUGCCUUGUGGAAUCGGGUGCCAUGUUUCCUGAGGGACUGGGAGCUGCAGGUACACUUCAGGAUCCAUGGACAAGGGAAGAAGAACCUGCAUGGGGAUGGCUUGGCAAUCUGGUACACAAAGGAUCGAAUGCAGCCAGGGCCUGUGUUUGGAAACAUGGACAGAUUUGUGGGGCUGGGAGUAUUUGUAGACACCUACCCCAAUGAGGAGAAGCAGCAAGAGGCCCAGAAGAGGCGCUAUUCUCCAGGAGUCCAGCGGGUAUUCCCCUACAUCUCAGCCAUGGUGAACAACGGCUCCCUCAGCUAUGACCAUGAGCGGGAUGGACGACCCACAGAGCUGGGGGGCUGCACAGCCAUAGUGCGCAAUCUCCAUUAUGACACCUUCCUCGUGAUUCGCUAUGUCAAGAGGCAUCUGACGAUAAUGAUGGAUAUCGAUGGCAAACAUGAAUGGAAGGACUGCAUUGAGAUGCCUGGGGUCCGUCUGCCCCGGGGCUAUUACUUUGGCACUUCCUCCAUCACUGGGGACCUCUCUGAUAAUCAUGAUGUCAUUUCCCUGAAGUUGUUUGAACUGACAGUGGAGAGGACCCCAGAAGAAGAGAAGCUGCAUCGAGAUGUUUUCCUGCCCUCUGUAGACAAUCUGAAGCUGCCUGAGAUGACAGUCCCACCAACGCCCUUGAGUGGCCUGGCCCUCUUCCUUCUCGUCUUUUUCUCUCUGGUGUUUUCUGUAUUUGCCAUUGUCAUUGGGAUCAUACUCUACAACAAAUGGCAGGAACAGAGCCGGAAGCGCUUCUACUGAGCCCUGCUGUCACUCCCUCCACUACUUCACCCAUGAGGCGUGGGAAGAGCAAGGGCUGGUCUGAGCACACAGCCUGGCAAGUCUGCUUGCGUGUCCAGCUGUUGGUCAGGGACUGUGUUCUGUCACUGGAGCUUCAGAUGCAGGGAUUCUGCAUCCCCAUGGUUAUCCAUGGGGACAUCUAACUGGUCCAGGAUGCCACCACCCAGGGCUAUGCUGCUGUGAUGUGCCUUUCCUUGAAGUCUUUCCACUUGGGAGUGAAGAGAGAUGGAAAAAUAUGUGUAUUGUGACACCCAAAUCACAGAAUUGGAAAGUCCAGGCAUGAAUUGGACUCGGCUGGCCCUUCUACUUCAUUUUUAAAUCCACAAAUAGAAAACUGGAACUCAUACAAUCUGGAAAUCCACUUUUGCUUUCUGCCCAUGCCUCUUUCUACCUGAGGACCUUUCCUUGGCAGUCUGGAUGGAAACGCUCCCUGCCUUACCUGCCUGUCUCCCUCGCUCAUUGUGUUCUUCAUAUGCAUCCUGAGCCUGAAAAGACAUUUGGAUGUCUGCAUUAGGACUUAACUGCAGAGUAAACUUAGGUUUCACUACUCUCCUUAGUGGCCUGGGCUUUUAGCUCAGUGCUUUGGCCUCUGCUCUCUGCUGGGUGGAUCUUGAGUGCUGGUGUAUGUCUUUAGCUUUCCUAGUCAGAUCCUUUUAGGCCUUUGGUCAGGUUUAGCUAAAAGUUGGUAUGCAAGUGAAGAGAAGCUUGUACAACUUCUUGAAUGUCUUGAGCAUAACUGUGAAGUCAGCCAGAUCCAAGUGACCCACAGAAAGCAACAUCUGUCAUGUCGGAUCACAUGGAGGUGUUUAUGGACUUACCAGAGCCUGCUUAGCUGCAUGUUUUGUGUUUAUCAUGAUUUUUGGGACUCUUGCUUUGAGUGUUGGAAGUGUAAGAAAACUUUCUUAUUACUAGGCUUGGGUACUCCCCCGGGAGGAGAUUUGGCUUCUUUUUCUUAAUUAGAAGAGUUGCUGAUCUCAUGUUACAAGUCUGAGAGCAAAAGACCUUCAUCCUCUGUGCCUGGAAGAAUUCUGGUCAUUGAGCA
Molecule: messenger RNA, 2194 nt
Organism: Nannospalax galili (Upper Galilee mountains blind mole rat)
Lineage: Eukaryota; Metazoa; Chordata; Mammalia; Rodentia; Spalacidae
Gene: Lman2l
Product: lectin, mannose binding 2 like
Exons: 9
Coding region: 37-1113 (358 amino acids)
Biological process (GO): endoplasmic reticulum organization; Golgi organization; endoplasmic reticulum to Golgi vesicle-mediated transport
Cellular component (GO): endoplasmic reticulum membrane; endoplasmic reticulum-Golgi intermediate compartment; COPII-coated ER to Golgi transport vesicle
Molecular function (GO): D-mannose binding
Source: RefSeq, a predicted model, not a curated record